Molecule: messenger RNA, 297 nt
Organism: Mycena citricolor
Lineage: Eukaryota; Fungi; Basidiomycota; Agaricomycetes; Agaricales; Mycenaceae
Source: the annotation of a GenBank genome assembly
GUAAUCCUGACGUAUGUCCUUGACCGCAGUUUAAUUGAACCACAUCAGGGCCCUGCCCAUCACUCUCAGCGCGUACAAUUCUUCGCACCAGCAACAGCAGCCGCCGCAGUACCCAGUCCACUGGUAUCAAAGUUGUCCGCAGUAUCCCGGAAGCAAUGCCUUGAGUCUGAGUGCCUCGGUUCUCAGUUCAUCCGGACAGUGGGAUGGAUUCCCAGCCCAGUUCUUCGCAGCCGCUACUCUACUAUUCCGGCGCAGCCGUUCCAAUUCCCAGCGCGUCGUCUCAGCAGUAUUAUGAAU